This is a messenger RNA of Pelobates cultripes (western spadefoot toad), 31903 nucleotides long. Lineage: Eukaryota; Metazoa; Chordata; Amphibia; Anura; Pelobatidae. The record is from the annotation of a GenBank genome assembly.
GAGAGAGAGCAUGGAAUGGCCUGUUAGAGAGAGCAAUGGAGCAUGGAAUGGCCUGUUAGAGAGAGAGAGCAUGGAAUGGCCUGUUAGAGAGAGAGAGAGAGAGCAUGGAAUGGCCUGUUAGAGAGAGAGAGAGAGCAUGGAAUGGCCUGUGAGAGAGAGAGCAUGGAAUGGCCUGUUAGAGAGAGAGAGAGAGCAUGGAAUGGCCUGUUAGAGAGAUAUAUCAUAUAGUGUGUGUAUGUAUGGUUGACUGUGACUUCCUAUAUUACAUGUACAUCUUUUAACACUGAGUGCUGUUAGACCGGUAAAUGGGCAAUCUCGAUUAGUGACCCGCCGACUCAGAGUGAAGUGUGUGGAGAGUACUAACUGCAGUGCAUUACGGGGCGGAGCGUGCUGGUUGCAGUGCAUUACGGGGCAGAGCGUGCUGGUUGCAGUGCAUUACGGGGCGGAGCGUGCUGGUUGCAGUGCAUUACGGGGCGGAGCGUGCUGGUUGCAGUGCAUUACGGGGCGGAGCGUGCUGGUUGCAGUGCAUUACGGGACGGAGCGUGCUGGUUGCAGUGCAUUACUGGGUGGAGCGUGCUGGUUGCACUAUGCAUUACUGGGUGGAGCGUGAAGAGUACUACCUGCAGUGGCUUAUGGGUGUUUAAUGACAGGUGCAGAUAGUCACCAAACAUGGAGUCUGUUUCAGGUGCUCGUGAGUGUCUGGUAGCUCGUGUUUUGCUCCCUUUAGGUAGUUACCUACCUGUGUGACAUGGCUGAUGGGUAGGUGAAAUUUUCAGGACAUGAUGCACCCAGUAACACUGCUUCCCUUUUCACACACAGGCCUCUCUCUGCCAUGGAUCCCACCAUGUGCCAAGAACUCCUGACAUUCCUGACCCCAGAAACCCGCGCUGAUCUGAAGAGUCAAGCUCUGGAGUACAUCUUGGGGCUGAGCGGAACACGUGAGGGGAGACAGACCCUGUGCACUGCGGGAUCAGCCCUGCUCCCUGUUCUAUUGGACCUUACCUUGGACGCCUCGCCAGCAGUGAUCCAAGAUGCCUACCAUGUUAUGGUGAACUUGACCUCAGACUCAGUCAUUCACCAAGCUCUGCUGCAGAACAUUCCCACUCUUCUCCCCACCCUGCUGGAGCGUCUGCGAGACCCAGCGUGUGUCUAUGCCGACUUUGCGUGUACUGCCUUGUGUAAUCUUAGCCGUGAGGAGGACACAUGUCGCUCUGUCCUGGGAGCCCUUCACGUAGAAGGAAUGGACCAUCUCCUGCACAUGGUCUCCAACCCAAAGUACAAUCCUACUGCCAGGCUGGAAUACCUCAGCCCACUAAUCUGUAACCUGACACAGCUCCCCGAGGGCAGAACCUUCAUACUGGACCGGACAAGGUGAGCGUCUAGAUUAGACGAGGAACACGCUGUCACAGCAGAGGAUCAGUUUUCCUCCUUUCCGAAAUUACCAUGGGGUACAUACCGCAAACGUUCAAUGCCGUAGUGUCACCGUCCUGACUGUCUUGGAGAAUAUACACACAGAGAGAUCUUUGUGGCUUCAUACAGGCUUUUAAAAGGCCAGUCUAAGUACCAUAACAACUUUGCACUAUUUAGAGGGCAACUUGAAUUCAAACUCCGAUUGGAGAGUAGAUUAGAACUGCAGUGAUUUGUAGCACUCACUCUGCUAUAAGUCAGCCCCCCAGUGCUGUCUAUCAAACAGCCGAAACUGAUCUGUGAUUGGGGCGGUGUAAACUGAUUGCUGAAUAGUUCCCAUCACUCUAAGUGCGGAUAAUUGGAACUGCUUCAGGAAUGUCAUUUUAAUAUCUAUCUUAGUGGUGAGACUGUGUGUGUGUGAUCACUGUGGCAGUGUGUGACAAAUGUGUGCUUUGUGUGGUGAAUACAUGUGUAGUAUUGGUGCUUUGUAUGGUAAAUGUACGUGCAAUGUGGCUAGAUUUAUGGGUAUAUUUGUGUUCAGAGUGGGGUAAAUGGGCGCAGUGUGGCUGAGCCUGGGGUAAAUGGGCGCAGUGUGGCUGAGCCUGGGGUAAAUGGGCGCAGUGUGGCUGAGCCUGGGGUAAAUGGGCGCAGUGUGGCUGAGCCUGGGGUAAAUGGGCGCAGUGUGGCUGAGCCUGGGGUAAAUGGGCGCAGUGUGGCUGAGCCUGGGGUAAAUGGGCGCAGUGUGGCUGAGCCUGGGGUAAAUGGGCGCAGUGUGGCUGAGUUUGGGGUAAACGGGCGCUGUAACGGAUCACUUUGCACCCCGACUGGGUACCUCCAUUGAAGGAUGCUCCUAGCGCUUCCUGAGGGCUCCAAGCACUCCAGCCGACACCAUAACCACCGUGGACUCGUUCAGAGAGCAGGACAGGAACAAACUCUUACAAGAGCUUAGCAGUGAAUAUAGCAAGGGAUUAUGCAGAGCAUAGCAAUCCCUUGUAGCAGAUUCCCCCAAUAAGAGACGUAACUCUAAAUUGAGGGUGAAGUAGAACUGACUGUACUGGCACAUACAGCCUCUUUUAUUCACAUUCUACAAACAUAGUACUGCCCACAGGGUUUUGAACAACCAAUCAACACAUUACAACACAGCUAACACUCCCAUUCAUUACAUCAGAAAUCCUCCCCUCUGCCUGUGAUUAUCUCAACACAAUAGACUAACUUAAUUAUCACAGGCAGGAAAAUACAGUAUUAUAAAACAUAUCACAUGGACUCAAAACAUGCAAUAACCCCAUAAAAAAUAUCAUCUGAACCGGGUGAUCUGGGUGAACUACAUAUCCAAAAUUCACCCAGAUCCGUUCAGUAGUUUGGAAGAAGCAGUUUAAUACAGAUUCCGCAGAACAUAUACAGGCUAUAUGAAAAACAAUUACUGUUAAAUGUGUCCCCUGUUCUGUAGUUUAAAACUACUGAACGAUGUCUUUGUUUUUACUUUUCUACACAGUGUCAUCUCGCCGGUAUUUGGUGCACAAUGUCUGUGAGUUAAAAUGACAACCAUCCAUUGUUCUCACCAUGUGCUUCAUCCAUUGUUCUCACCAUGUGCCUCUGAUACAUGAAAUGGUGGCCACCCAUUAACUCCAGUUUGCUAGUCUAUCCAGCUGAACCAACAGAUGAAACACAUGGUGAACAGUGCAACAAACGAAGGGAAACACAAACAUGGACAAUAGUCAUAUUUGUGCACAAUCUCCAGUUUUGUCACAGGGCACAAAUAGUGUUUUCAAAUGCCAUAUAUGCCAGGGCCAUAGUCAGAAGGUAGGAGGCGGGCAAGCAGCCCUCUCUAAGAACACGUGGCAAGGUCUGUUCUGCCACAGGCGCAGUGUGGCUGAGCGUGGGGUAAAUGGGCGCAGUGUGGCUGAGCGUGGGGUAAAUGGGCGCAGUGUGGCUGAGCGUUGGGUAAAUGGGCGCAGUGUGGUUGAGUGUAUUUAGUGAAUGUGAGCACAUUGUGGUUUCUGGUAUAGACACACAAGGUAACUUUACGUAUCUGUGUUUUAGGUGCAUUGUCCAGCGUCUCCUCCCGUAUACUCACUCAGUCAGUUCCACAGUGCGUAGAGGAGGAGUAGUGGGUACACUCCGAAACUGCUGCUUCAACCACAGUAAGUGACAUUACAAACCCUACUAGUGCGCAAGGCACAAACCCCAAAUCUGUUCAAUGCCAGGAAUACUGGGAAAUGAUACAAGCAUUGGUUUAAUAUAUAUAACCGCAGCUUAAUUGAUGAAUGCUGGGUGGCCUUUGUUCGGUUGCCGAACACGUGGCGGCGGCCAUUUUAAAGUCCCGAACGGCCAGCGGUGUUCAGUGCCCGAACUGUAAACGGACACUUAUUUGCGCGAACACCGCUGAGCCGUCAGCCUCCUCGCUUCUGCAUUCGGUCAGUUAACCGAAUGCCUUUUCAUUCGGUAGUUUAAACCGUAUGAACAGCAUUACCCCAGAUAGACAUGUCAUGGAGUCUAUUCAUAUGGAGAACAGACUUUAGGAACACUUUAACUCCACGGCGAUUGGACUGCAUGCAUAGGAUCUGAGCGCUAUUCGGUACUUUUGUGCGCUCAGAUCCCAGCUAUCUGGGGAUGGAUUGCAAGUAUAUAUUUGUGUGUUAAAUGUAAUAUGAUGUAUUUUAUUGUGUUUUACUGUAACCAUGUGGUUAAUGGAGUUUUACCUCUGGGGAUGUUUUACCUCUGUGUGUCUGUCAUUGGUUUAUGUCUGUCCUUUCUCAUAGUCUCCCAUUUGGUCCCCUAGGGGAGUGCCCACCAGGUGGGAGUCCUGCAUAAAUACUGGGCAGGUAGCCCUCAUUAAACCAGACCACUGCUUGACCCUCAACACGGAGCCCUGUCUCCUCUUUGGGGGGAUUAACCGUAUGCUGUUAGAGACUGAUUGCCAGGAGUGUAAGCCGCUUGGGUGCUUUUCCUGUUCGUCUGCUAGCAGCUAUUCGUGAGGUUCCAGUUCGUGAGUUUGGAGUGCUAUUUUGUAUGCAGUUCGGCAGUUUGAAGCAUUCCCUUACAAUUAAUUAAAAUUUACUAAUAGCAUGAUAUAUGACUGGAUAAAUCACGGUCAGAUUUCAAUAUUUAGAAAUCUUAGUUAACUAAAGAAUAUAUAGUUAUAAACAUUCCAUUCUGCAGGUGGAAUUAAGAAUAAUUAUAUAUUAAUGUGAUAGUAUCACGUGUUAGCAUACCGCUCUUUUUAUCCAGGUGUAUUGAUUUGCUCUAAGAUAUCUUUUUAGGCAAAUUAAAAUUCGGCUUUUGUAAAAAUCUGGUAGAUUAUUUUUAUUGGAUGGUUCCAGGAAAUGAUUAACCCCUUAGCGACCGAGGACGGUUCAGGACCGUCUUCGGCAUUUUUGGCUUGCCGACCGAUGACGGUCCUGAACCGUCCUAACGGUCUGGGGGUACUUACCUGAUCGCCGUCGUUCCCCCGGCGGUGAUCAGUGUUGCUCCGGUUGUGGGGAGACUGCCUGCAGCCCAGACAGUCUCCCCACACUGAUUUAGGACCCCUGUGGCCAUGUGAUCGCUUAACACAGCGAUCACAUGGUCACAAUAGGUGUCCAUAGUGCUGCCUGCAGGGGGACUGCCUGUGCUGACAGGCAGUCUCCCUGCUAGUGUAAAAUAAAAAAAAUAAAAUAAAGUUAGUGUUAAUAAAAAAAAUAAUAAUAAUUAUAUAUGUGUAUAUAUGAUAUAUAGACAUAUAAUAUAUCUAUAUAAUAUGUCUAUAUAUCAUCUAUAUAAUGCCAUACUAAGUGUAUUUUUAUAUAAAUAUGUACUUAUAUAAAUAUAAAAAUACACUUAUAAUUAAAUUACACACGUGUAUAUAUAUAAUAUAUAUAAUAACUAUAUAUAUUGUGUAUAUAUAUAAUUAUAAAAUAUAAAUAAUAAGUAAUUUAAAUUAAAUAAAAAAAAUUUAAAAUAAUAAAAAAAUAAAAAAAAAUUAUAUCUAUAUGAAAUUUUAUUCUAACUGUAUUUUAAAAUUAAUAUAUAUAUUUAUAUCAAAAUACACUUAAAAUGAAUUUGUAUAUAUAUCUAUGUAUAUAAAAAUAAAUAAAAAUAAUAAGAAAUAUACAUAUGUCCAUAUACAAAAUUACAUAAAUAAUUAUAUAAAUAUACACGUAGACUUCAAAUAUUUAAAUAUGCAUAUAUAUUUAAAUUCUACGUGCGUAUUUAUGUAAUAGUUUUACAUAAUUCAGUAAUUUUAUUGAUUGCAAUUUAAGGGACCUGCCUGCCACCCCAGGCCGAAAUUCCAGAGAAUUGAAUUUGCUAGCACUGUAUUUUACCCUGUAACGUUCUACGACACCCUAAAACCUGUACAUGGGGGGUACUGUUUUACUCAGGAGACUUCGCUGAACACAAAUAUUAGUGAUUCAAAACAGUAAAACAUAUCACAGCGAUGAUAUUGUCAGUGAAAGUGACUUUUUUUGCAUUUUCACACACAAACAACACUUUUACUGAUGAUAUAAUUGUUGUGAUACGUUUUCCAGUUUUUAAACACUAACAUUUGUGUUCAGCAAAGUCUCCUGAGUAAAACAGUACCCCCCAUGUACAGGUUUUAUAGUAUUUUUGAAAGUUACAAGGUCAAAUAUAUGGGUCAAAUAUUUUUACAUUGAAAAUGGCCAGGUUGGUUACGUUGCCUUUGAGAGCGUAUGGUAGCCCAGGAAUGAGAAUUACCCCCAUGAUGGCAUACCAUUACAAAAGAAGACAACCCAAGGUAUUGCAAAUGGGGUAUGUCCAGUCUUUUUUUAGUAACCACUUGGUCACAAACACUGGCCAAAAUUAGCGUUCAAUUUAGUUUUUUUUACUUUUUUUCACACACAAACAAAUAUGAAUGCUUACUUUGGCCAGUGUUUUCGACUAAGUGGCUACUAAAAAAGACUGGACAGGGGCGUGGCCUAACAGUCAAUGGAGUAGGACGCACUCAUUCCGAGCUCCUAGGCCCCAACCUGAUUUGCCCCGAUUAACCAGCACAGCAACGCCGCAGAAAGCGCACCUCCAUGGGGGGGAAAAAUCGACGGCUACCUACCGCAGCCCAGGUCACUCCGGCCCCUUCCCGACCGCCAGCCGGCCCGAUGGACGAGUUCCUGGCCACGCCGCAUGGCCUCCGCGACACGGGCGAGACCGGAACACCGGCCCUCGAUUCCCCGGGCUCCAGCAUAGCGGGCUCGGCGCGGGAAUCCAGCACCCCUGGCACCCUGUCCCAAAUAUCCGCGGACCUCGCCGCGAUCUCCGCGAGCAUGAUGACCCGGAAGGAUAAAGGAGAAAUGGUGGCUGAGCUGAGGGCCAUAAUAAGGGAGGAAAUAGCGGCUGUGCGCACCGACCUCACGGCGCUGGAGCAGCGAGUAGACAGGUUGGAAGAAGAGCGCAUACAAUCCCAGCAGCACAGACAGGCAGCGGAACUGGCAACCACGAGGCAGGGCAACAUCCUCCUGGACCUCCGCCGGCAGGUUGAGGAUCUCGAUAACCGCGGCCGGCGUAACAACAUCAGAGUCAGAGGCCUGCCUGAAUCCGAGGACGAGGUACCGCAGGAGAUCCUGAAUGGCCUAUUUGCGCAACUACUAGGAGAUGCAGCUCCUGGCGACUUCGGCAUCGAAAGGGCCCACAGGGCACUCCGCGCCCCCAGAAGAGACGGGCAGCCAAGAGACAUGAUUUGCGCCCUCCUGUCAUUCCCGCUAAAAGAAUCUAUAAUGCGGGCAGCACGUGCACAGCAGCACAUCACCUACAUGGAAGCACAAAUAUCCCUUUACCAGGACUUAUCUACCAUCACCCUAGAUGCCCGCAGGGCCCUGCGGCCUCUCACCCGAGCACUUCAGGAGCGACGAAUUCCAUACAAAUGGGGAUUUCCAUUCAGCCUGCAGGCCCGGAUGGGAAACGUAUGGCACAUCAUCCGCUGGCCGAACGACGUGCCACGGUUUUUAAGAACCGUCAACUUACCUGCUAUCUCAGUGCCAAACUGGAUCCUGGAGGGACCCCCGGCGCGAGCCACAGGCCCAUCUGAAGUGGCUCACAACAUCCACCUGGAGCCUGGACCACCAAGACGCAGAGGAGGCCCAAUAGGCCCUGAGGAAUAGAGGCCCCCACGCCGCACGGACCAGUGGCCCCCCAUGAGACAUCCCAUGCCAGAUCAGGGCAUUGCCUCCCGAGCUUACCCCAGCAUUGAUUAUGGACGCCAUGCAGAUCCGAUGACACCACGGCAGGGGUAUGUACUUUUAAGUCCGCUGCCAGCUUGCAUUAGCUAGUAGACAGGGAGGAAGGCCGCAGACAGGUGGGGAGGGAACUGAAGCCACUUUCGGGGAGCGGCCGGGGGCUAGGGCCCCAUCAGCAAACCCACACACCCGGGGCAAAAAGGGGGACAUACCCCGUAGGUGGGGAGGGGAUGAUGGGCAGGGUACAAAGGGUCUGGACACCGACACCAUCACCCAGGUCACACCCUGGGUCAAGACUGCUGAACUGAACAGGCUGCUCUAGCACACCGCUGCUCACGGAACAGAGCUGAGGGGGGGAUGCGGGAGGGUGAGGGCUACGGGACAUGCGGGCACACAGGGCUAGAGCUGGGAGGGGGGCUGGGACAAAGCUGGGCACUUCUUGUUCAUGUUGUUUAGUUAUACACGGUUCCGUUUAUAUCACCCAACACACAUCACAGCCACUCACAUGAGGGGACAACCACGCACAAUCUGCCUCACUGAGACAAGCAAGACGCCAUGUUGGUACACCCCACUACGAAAGCCCAGGCACGCAGAUAACUAUCAUGACGAAAACUCUGGGCGCAGGGAGAGACCACGUCCCAAACCAGCCCCUCUGAAGGGACGCAAACGUGGGAGCUGGCGUGCCACGCCCACAGGGUGGCCUCACAAUGCAGCCCAACACAUGUAGGACUAACUACCCCCAAACAGCGCCCUAACACCCUAGACACGCUGACUUGUUGCCAACGAACUGUAAGUUACCAGGCGGGGAAGGGCAGACACGGAGGGCCCCGGGAUGUCCGGCAGACAAAACCAGUCGAAUCCCCUGACAACACCCGGCCACUAGGACCGGGACGCCAGGAGAGCCGACCGUGACGGGGGGACCCACGGGUACCACUGACCAUAAUGCCGACUGGACCGGUAGGCUUAUCCGCUACCAGACCUCGGGACUGCGGUACAGGACACCACAGCCCGACCGACACUCUAAGUCCCGGGCGACUAUUGCGGACCCCUAGGCUAGAGUAGGCAAACAUGGCGAUUGCACACACCCUUACAGGUUGGGUGCCGAUGGAGAAGGGAGAGAACCAACCUCACUCAGAUCCGAGACCGACUUCACUGUAAGUGACCAUACGGAACCCCCACUGAGACAGACCCACACUGUACAUUACACCGGCGUCCUCGUCGCUGAGGUUACCCACCAGGCUCGAGAACGAAUACACCCGGUACAGGGUCAGAGUCACACCCGCACACCUAGAAGACACGCCAGACCGUUCACAUCACCACCACAGACAGACAGACCCCCCCCACACUCACCACCUUUACACAUACAGACAACGCUGCGGGGACGCCGCCCUGCCGCCGGGAUGGACGCCUCGCGAGGAUUUGUCCUGGCCCAACUGACAUACUGGUCCAAUAAUGUUCAGGGGCUUAACACACCUGAAAAGCGCGCGCACCUGGUAAGGCGCCUAUGGGCCGUGAGAGCCUCCGUGGCGUUCCUGCAGGAGACUCAUCUCCGAGGACUGGACGCCCCCAAACUAGAGAACAGACGCUACCCGCAGGGAUUCUACGCGAACCAUCCGGACGCUAAGAGGGCUGGUGUGGCAAUACUCUUUGCACAGACGACGCCGUUCCAACAUAUAGUAACGCAGGCGGACCCGAACGGCAGAUUCCUUUUCAUUAAGGGUACAAUCAUGGAACACACGUAUACCUUCGCAUGCCUCUACGGCCCGAAUAGAAAGCAGCAUACAUUCCUGGCCCGGACGCUAGCCAAACUGGAGAAAUUCAGAGACGGCCUCUUGGUCAUGGCAGGUGACCUCAACUUACCACUGGACCCCCGCACGGACACCUCCAGAGGACAAACCGCGAUCCCGGCACACUGCAUACGAGCAGCAAUACGAGCUAUACAUAAACACGGCCUGGUGGAUUGUUGGAGGGCAUGUAACCCUGAAGGUAGAGACUACACCCAUUAUUCGACAGUCCAUAAAAACUACAGUCGCAUAGACUAUAUAUUCCUGGCCCAGGAAUACCUCAACCUCCUCCACGACGCACGAAUAGGCAUAAUGGACCACACAGACCAUGCACCACUGACGAUCCGCACGAGCUCCCCACUAUAUAAACCCCGCGAAAGACACUGGAAACUGAAUGAAUCCCUACUGGACGAUGCAGAGUGUAAGAGGGUGACUGCCCAAACCUUAACUGAAUACUUUACUACCAACGAAGAUACGGAGACGCCACCGUUAACGAUAUGGGAAGCCCACAAAUGCGUCAUACGGGGACAUUUCAUCGCCAUAGGCACCAAACGCAAGAAGGAACGAACACGACGUAUCACAACACUGCUAGACCGGAUAGCUGACCUAGAAGGGGAACACAAGACGGACCUCGCAGACAGCACAUACCUCCGCCUGACGGAAGCACGAAGGGAGCUGAAAGCCAUACUAUCACAAGGACUCUUACACACCGCGAGGAAGGCCUCCAGGUAUUAUUAUGAACACUCGAACAAAAGUGGUAGGUUGCUAGCUAGGAUGCUACAAGACAGAAGGAAAGCGCAACACGUUCACAAGAUACGCACGAGCAGUGGAGACACAACCUGCCUCCCAGACGGCAUACUGUCAGCGUUCCGGGAAUACUACGCGGCGUUAUAUAACCAACCACGACUCCACCACGACAGAGACAUAGGUAGCCAUCGAGAACGGAUAACCACAUACCUUCAGAACCACAUCACCCGCCAGCUUACCCCGGACCAGGAGGCGGAACUCGAAAUGCCCUUGACGAUUGAGGAACUAUCUGGCGCAUUGAAAUCAACUAAAGCACACAGGGCCCCGGGCCCAGACGGCCUACCAGUCUCGUACUUACGCUCCUUCAAAGACACCCUGCUGCCCAAACUUCUGAUAGGCAUCAACUCAAUCAGAGAUGGAGGCCAAUUCCACAGAGACACCCUGGGAGCAACCGUGGCAAUAAUACCCAAAGAGGGGAAAGACCCAACAAUCUGCGCCAGCUACAGGCCCAUCUCUCUGAUAAACGCGGACAUCAAACUCUUCGCUAAGGCUCUGGCACUCAGGAUGGCCCGAACGCUCCCGGAUCUGGUGCACCCGGACCAAGUGGGGUUUAUCCCCGGAAGAGAAGCCAGAGAUAACACUAUUCGAGCCCUCAACACCAUCCAUACCGCUAAAACGGGCAAAAAGGAAAUGGUCCUACUAUCCACUGACGCUGAAAAAGCGUUUGACAGGGUGGACUGGGUCUAUAUGUCGGAAACCCUACGACAUUUGGGAUACGGUCCACACCUGCGGACCUGGAUAACGGCUUUAUACACCUCGCCCACAGCCCGCAUAAGAAUAAACGGAGCACUGACUGACUCGUUUGAUAUACAUAACGGCACGAGACAGGGUUGCCCCCUGUCCCCACUCCUGUUUGCCCUCACCCUGGAGCCCUUCUUGGAGGCGGUCAGACAGGACAGGGGUAUCACGGGGUGCAGCAUAGGAGGAAGAGAACACCGGGUAGCGGCUUACGCUGACGACAUGCUCUUCUUCCUGGAGCAACCCAGAACCUCCCUCCCACAUGUCCUGGAGGCGUUUCGACAAUACAAGGAGGUAUCCGGCUUGACGCUUAAUCUAGAUAAGUCAGAGAUAUUGCUGCUCGCACAGGACAACAUCCUCCAACGACACAUCCAAGCACAAUUCCCCUUCAAGAUCUCCACAGCCAAGCUACACUACCUUGGGGUGUGGCUCCCGAGAGAUUUGACACUUAUCUACCGACUGAACUUUGCGCCCUUGCUCACCACCCUACAGCAAGACAUGAAACGCUGGACACCUCUAUACAUCUCGUGGUUUGGGCGCAUCAGUGCCGUGAAGAUGAACAUUAUGCCCAGAUUAUUAUACAUGUUCCAGACACUACCAACGUACCUCCCGAGGGCAUUUUUUCAGACCCUGACGACCGCAGUCAAGAACUUCGUCUGGAACCAAAAACCAGCGCGUAUCCGAAGAGCGAUUCUUGAACGCCCUAGAGGAGAAGGAGGUAUGGGAUUGCCGUCCAUCCUCACGUAUUACCACGCUACCCAUCUGCACAGACUGGUUGAUUGGCAUGCAAACCCCAGUACAAAGCAAUGGGUAGACCUGGAGAAACACCAAGCCCAGGGUCGAAUCCCCGCUAUGCUAUGGCUGGGAGACGCACUACCCAAGGAACUACUUACCGGGAACCCAAUGAUCGACGCCACGCUGAAGGUGUGGUGUAGGAUACGUUACUCCAAAAACCUCACGUCAUCGCCCAACCCACUCACACCAAUAACACACAAUCCGAGGUUAGCGGGAGGGCUAAGCACGGCAGACCUGAAAAAUCUCGGAGCAACGGACUGGGUAUACGCUAGCCAAUGGAAUUCCGGGACGACGCUCAAACCCCUGGCAACGUUGAUGCAGGACCGUAGGCCCAGUGGCCUAGACACAUUCCGAUAUCACCAAGUGAAAACAUACCUCGACGGCAUUGCGGGUAAAGGCCACCUACACCGCCCAUUGCUGAUGAUGGAACAUCUAUGCACGGCCAGACAACAUCUCUCACAUGGAGUUUCACACCUCUAUACCGCGCUGCUAAGCGACGGUGAUAAGAGCCCCCUAGGCUUCACAUCGCGAUGGGAAAGAGAGACCGGGAUGGAACUUACGGAAAAGGAAUGGCUUAAAAUCUUUCAACUAACACACAGGGGGACCAUCAGCUCCAAGUUCCAAGAAUGCAACUACAAAAUUCUAACAGGAUGGUACCGGACGCCAGAUAUCCUGCAGCACGUACAUGAGUCAAUUUCAAACGAAUGCUGGAGAUGCGGCACAGGAAUAGGAACCAGCAUUCACAUCUGGUGGACAUGCCCACGUAUCGAACCGUUCUGGAGGAUGAUACAUCAGACGACCAAAGACAUCACGGGCUCAGACGUCCCAUUCCAACCCAUGCCACUACUUCUCAACCACACGCGCACGCCGGUGAAGAUCUACAAGAAAGGAAUCCUCAUACACCUACUCACGGCAGCGAAGUCGCUCAUCCCACUCCAUUGGAAAAGCUCGACGAUUCCAACCCUGCAACAAUGGGUAGAUAGGGUGGAGAUGAUAUAUAACAUGGAGAUGAUGACAGCCUCCCUGCAGGGACGCCAGGAAAAAUGCGCUUUGGUGUGGUACCCAUGGAUGGACUACACAUCAAAACGGGCAGGAGGACGUGACCCGGUGGAGAGGGACGGCGCCCCCGCACCAAUACAACCCACCCAACAGAGCUCUGCACAGACACAGGCAGUACCAGACGAGUAGAUUGCACCCUCAGCACGACGGAGACACACUUCCUACGCGACCCCCCCCCCCACCCCUCCUACCACAUGACACAUUGACACACAAAAGACCCGGAGGGACACAACCCCCGGGGGCACGCAGACUGACUUAAGGCUCCGCACAAAGUGGAAUCUAUGAGUGAGCAGAGACAGGGACAGAGGACCAUGGGUCACGGGAGGGGAGGAGUGACCCACUAGAGCGACAUAUAGACCAAUACACUAGGGGACGGAGGGAAGAGAGAGACCGGGACGUAAGGAACAUGGACUCACCCCCACCCCAGACACAAGAAGCCACGACCGGAGCCAGUAGCACCCGGCCCUGACCACGCCAACUAACAACUGGGGCAGCCGCAGGUGGCAUAUAUAACCCCACACACACACCGAACCCAGCGAGACCCAAGAUAAGAGAUAACAACCUAGAAUUAGGUAUCCAGAAGAGUCACGGGGACCAGGCUACAGGCCCCAGGGAUGAUAUGAUCACACCCACCGCACGAGCGACUCAAACCAGGGGCCUGAGGUGACGACACGGCAUCUGACACAGACCCCACACACCGCACAACGACAGAACAAGACAUCACAGGAUAACCCUACAUAUACUAGCUGCGCCCACGGACAACCUAGGCCAACUACCCCCAGGGAAAACCUAAAACAGAUCGACUCAGGGAAACUAGGGGGUAACUACACGGUCACAGGGGCAGAAUAAUUGGCCCCCUCAUGAUUUAAGGCUGAGCCCAUCCACACCAGGCUCAUUACGACCUAAACCAACACACAAAUCAAACACGAACCAGACUGGACCCCCAUACAAAGCCCCAGACGGUACCCCUCCAAAGAAGGACACACGUAGACAGACAUAACACGGAUUGGGACAAAGCUCUAUAUCCAUCAACCUGGCACUAGAAACACGAACAAAUCACCACGUACGAGGCUGGGGACAAAGACGAACUGCACCACACAUAGACGGAGACUACCACACCUCUUAAGUACCAUAGGUCACACUAGACCCAAUAAGUAAGUGAGGGGAAACCUUGCACUGAGCCAACCUCUCUAUUAGGGUCCUACCUACAACUGAGGAAGCUCAGAUACCAAUGCAGGGUUGUACAACUCCCCCUCUGACCCACGAGCACAAUACAGAGCGGUUGAAACAACCCACCCGAAAACUUGCACGAAUCUUGUGGAGCAACCACAAACUCCAUUCGCACCCGACCACAGAGGGGACUAACCCCAUACAGGGCUAACGACAGAACACAACACAAAAGAACGCUCACUGUAAUAAUGAAGCCAAACACCCAAAUUCAAUUUAUUAUCCAGUAGAUGAAACUAUCUUGAUGCUGUAAUACACAUAACUGACCAGUUUAUAUGUUACCACAUGUUAAUUUAUAUUGGAUAUACAUGCUGUGAUUGAAUAUUGAAAAACUUAAAUAAAGAAUGUCAAAAAAAGACUGGACAUACCCCAUAUUGAAUACCCUGGGUUGUCUACUUUAAAAAAAAUAUGUACAUGUGGGGUGUUAUUCAGAGAUUUAUGACAGAUAAUAGUGUUACAAUGUCAUUAUUGAUAAAUUUAAAAAAAUUUAUGUUUUGAAACCGCAAUAUUCUACUUGUACCUAUAGCCCUAUAACAUGCAAAAAAGCAUGUAAACACGGGGUAUUUUUAAACUCAGGACAAAAUUUUGAAUCUAUUUAGCAGUUUUUUUAAUUCGCUUUUGUAGAUGAGUAAAAGAUUUUUCAAGUAAAAGUCAAAAAACAUGUAUUUUUUUUCAAUUUCUCAUCAUAUUUUUUAUUUUUUUUUAAUUAAAAUACAUGAGAUUAUAUAAAUAAUGGUAUGUAAAGAAAGCCCCUUUUGUCCUGAAAAAAACAAUAUAUAAUUUGUAUGGGAACAGUAAAUGAGAGAGCGGAAAAUUCCAGCCAAACACCACAAAAGUGUAAAAAUAUGCCUGGUCGCAAAUGUACAACAUCGCAAAAACAGUCCAGUCCUUAAGGGGUUAAUGAGCUGGUCUGAAUGUUAUUUUAAUUGAAAAUUACAUGAGAAUAGGAUAUUAUAUGCCUAGGAGGAUCUAGCCAGCAUUGAAAGGGUUACUCAGUUGAUUUAACUGUUAGCCAAGGUUUUAUGGCUUUUCGCUGUGUGAAGCUUUACUUUUUGUCUAUAAAGUACCCUCAUAAAUCUUAUUAAGUGACAGGAGAUGCUGUUAGCCAUUGGAACGUGUAUAGCCAUACCAUUGUAUUGCAUACUUAUGUUAUACUAAAUAUUCACUGAUUAUUAUCAUGCAUGCUGCCUAAUAUUGUUUAAUUUGUUACAAUAAAUUAAAUCUAUUUUUAUAACAAAUUGUGAUUUUAUUUGUAUGGAAUACAUUUCACUUACAUGAUAAUGAUCUCUAAGAUCUAAGAGAAUUGAAAUAGUGGGCAAUUCUUGACUGUUUAAUAUCAUCCCAUAAAUAUCCCCACAAUAUGAUCAGGUUUUGUGUAUUGUGUUAAAGGUUGUCUGUUCCCACUCCCUGGUGGCGCGCCCUCUGUCGCCAUACUACGCAUGCUGACACCUGAAUCUGUUGGUGCAUGUCUGACACCUACUCUAAGCGGGGACUGCACAAAUAAAGCCAGGCCUUUUCUCAGAAACCGCGCUAUUUUCAACUGCCGGGGACUCACUGUGCCUCGAUCCUUUCAAGACCGCGCUUUUAGUUCUGACUGUCACUAUGCCCUUUAUACUACUGAAUAUAACUUUUUUACCUGUUUUGGGGAGUUGCUGAACUGAUCAUGCAAGUAGGUAACUGGAUCAGCUUCUGCUGGACCUCCAGGACGUCCCCCAGCAAAGCUUCGUGGUAACGAACAUCUUAUGGAGGAGCUUCCAUAGUCGGUUCUGCUGUGAUUGUGCAAUGCUCACAUGAGCUCUUACAGUCUAAAGGCCAGCUAAAUGCCCUUCUCUAUAUGCACAAUUCUCUUCUCUCCGUUGCCUUUAGUUGUCAUUUCAGCUCAGAGUAAUGGAUGUCCUUCACCUUUUUCUUUUUAUAUUUGGCCUCUUUCAGGAGAUCACUCUUGGCUUCUUGGAGAAGAUGUGGAUUUGCUUCCGUUCUUGUUGUUGCCGUUGGCCGGAGGAGAAGAAUACUCUGAGGAGGAAAUGGAGAGUAGGUUUGGGGGUUGCAUUGAAGGGAGGCAACCUUGGGCAAAGGGGAUUGGUCUACAUGGACUUAAUUCAUGAUUCCAGCAUGUCACUGUCCUCAUUAAAUAGCAGCUACAGAAGAUUAACUGAUAGAGUGCCAUGUCCUGAGUUUAACCUAUCAAAAAUACAAAAUGUGGUUUGCUUUUGGACAGUGGCGUAUACACGAUCAAUGGGGCUCUGGUGUGAAAAUUGAUCCGUGGGCCACCUCCCCCGGUGCUUACUCUGCGCGGACCGGGGCCGCAACACAUGGCGGCGGGCACCUGGUCGCAGCGCUGCGACUGUGGAAUGUACGCCAGUGCAUGCAGACACAAACACUUAAACGACCACUAUAGACACUCAGAUCACUUCAGCUCAAUGAAGUGGUCUGGGUGCCAGGUCCCUCUAGUUUUUACCCUGCAGCUGAAAACCGUUUUCACUAAGGGUUAAUCCAGCCUCUAGUAGCUAGAGGGGCUUCCACGAUUCUCACUGUGAAAAUCAGUGAGAAGACACUGGCCGUCCAUAGGAAAGCACUGAGUAAUGCUUUCCUGUGGGCAGUUUGAAUGCAUGCUCUUGCCGCACAUGCGCAUUUAGAGCUGAGAGGCGAAUCAGGGCAGAGAGAUCCCCAGUGCCAAGGGAGCCCGGCGCUGGAGAAAGGUAAGUGCUGAAGGGGUUUUAAUCACACUCACGAACAGACGCAUACACACUAGCUGACAGACACACACUCAGUGACAGACAUACAUACUCACUUACAAAACAUACACUCUCACUGACAAACACACACAAACUAACACACUCCGUAACACACUAACACACAAACUCACACACACUGACAAUAACAGACACACAAACUAACACACAGUAACACACACAAAAACUAACACUCACUAGCAGACACGCACUCAAUAAAAGACACACACUGACACACAAACGAACACUAACACACACACUAACAACAUGCCCUGGAGUCUGUGUCUGGGAGAUAAUACUUUGCUCAAACUAAUUAUCUCCCAGGCACUAGAGGUACAAAAUACCCCAAAAUAAAUACAACACAUACAGGAACCCCCACAAAUAGGAUAUCUGGAGAUAGCCUGGAUCUGAGCGCCCAAGUUGUUCAAAUAGCGCUCAGAUCCCUCAAACACAGCCGAAUCGCUACCAGGGUAAAGUUUUGACCGACCGCACACGUGGUGUCUGCCCAAAUCAGUUACAGAGUGUGACGAAUGCCCUUGGGUCUGGUUGUUUGCCACGAGCUCCUGGAGGAGCUUGUUUGCCAGCCUCCUGCCGCAGUGUUAUGUGCUGUAGGGGAGGGCAUUGGGCUGUCCUAAAAAGUGCAUUUAUGUCUAUGUACUCGGUUGAAUGUUCACUUGUAAUAUGUGAAGUGUAUGUAGCAUUCGUCUUAUUGUUCAGUAAAAUCACUCCAGUUCUUAUGCAAAUGAAACUACUGAACAUUCAGACCACCCCAGGGAGAAGCGUGCCUCCAAUUACCAUUUGCAACAAUGUUGCAAAUGGUAAUUAGUGAUUCAUGUAAUGUGUGUUUUGUCCUCUGGGUGGCCGCCCUUCGGGAAACGAACACGUGGCGACCAAUUUCGGCUGUUACUUCCUGUGCGGUCGGUCUUUUUACUACUUCCAUCAAUCUCCCGAACCCCUGGUCUGGGUGAUUUUUGGAUAUGUUUUUCACCCAGAUCAGGGCUACCAGGGGAUAUAAUAAUUAAAGGGGUACCCCUAUGUUUAGGGGUAUAUCCAGAAACCUAGGAAAUGUGUGUACUGCAUAAGUGGAUUAUGAGUCAGGCUAAGGGGAGGGAAUGUGUGGGCGGUAACUCAUGUAUGAUUGGCUACUGUAAUAAUUAUUGUAAAUCCCUCCCUUGCAUGGGAGAAUGCUUUAAAAGAAGGUGAAGUGAUUAAAAGUUCAGUUCUGCUCCUGAUGCUGUAUGUCGUCCAGUCAUUGGGAUCUGUAUGGGGAUAUUCUUGGAUUACCUUGUUUGCUGGAAUUAUUACUUCAUGGGAUUUUUUACUACUUGUUCCUGAGCCUCACUUGGAUCUUUAGUGGAGUUAACCUGUGGAAUACCAGGCCUCCGCUACAUUGGUUGGCAGCGCUGGGAUUCAGACUCAGAGGAACAAAUACCAAUGGAGUACGGAUGGAGAUUGGCUAUUUCACACUAAAACGCUUCACACUAAAACGCUCCACGCUAAAAGACCUCCUGGAAGUGAGGGGCAUUCAAGCCAGCAAUAAAAAGAAAGCAGUACUUAUUACAGAACUAAUGGCGGAAUACCGAACAGAUGGCGGUUCGGUUCCCGAACAGGGGGAUUUGGCGGAAAGACAGGAACAAAUGGAGUUCCAGAGACAGCUACAAUUUAGGCUGUCUUUUUAUGGAGAAAAUCCACCAGCGGAGAUUUCCAGGACAAUGACGGAGGUCCAGGAGUUUAUACUGAGGCAAAGGAUAACAGCAACCCCAGAACGCAGCACUGCAGUAACCAUGGUACAAGAGGGUAAGCCAAAAAUACCUUAUCAAGCAUUCAAAAUGUAUGUAGAGGCAGAGGAAGACAUAGAUGCAUUCCUUCAGGAUUUUGAAAGACUGUGUGCCUUGCAUAGGAUCAGGGCAGAAGACUGGGUUCCCAUUUUGGCUGGGCGUUUAACCGGGAGAGCAGCAGAAGCUUAUCGUACUGUACGAGACGAGGAAAUCCGGGAUUACAGUAGAGUGAAAAAUUAUACUGGCCCGGUAUGCCAUAACACCAGAGGCAUACCGAAGGCGGUUCAGGGACUUAAAGAAAGCCGAGAGACUCGCAUGCUGAGUGGGCUUGCAGAUUACAGCGGGCGGCCCUCGGAUGGGUGCAAGCUAGCAAAGCACGGUCCAUGGAGGACGUAAUACAAAUGUUGCUGAUUGUGACGAGACCAAUCUCACCACAUUGCAUUGGAGAAGCCUGGUUGCUCGUCUGCUGCCUUUGGACUAUGACCCCCUGUUAAAAGACAUCUUUUUUUUUUACCUGCAGAAAAGCUUCAUUCGUGCUUUUCUGCCUGGGGUUCGGUAGAUUUGUUUGAAUUUGUUAUACCCCAAAUAGGAAUCCCAUGGAGCCCAUUCGUAUGAAACUGACUGUAAAGACUUUGGCUCCAUGGCGAUUAAACUGUAUUCGUGUGGUCUGAGCGCUAUUCACUUAAUAAUGUGCACUCAGACCUGAGCUAUCUGGGGAUAUGUUACAUGUCUGUGUUUUAUGUAAUAAAUGUUACUUUAUGUAUUUUAAAGUAUAAUACUGGUUUUGUGUCCCCACAUGUGUAAUGGAGUUUUGCCUUUGUCUUGGGAGAUAAUUGAGUUACUUCCCAAUUAUCUCCCAGGGCAGAGGGGAGGAAGCCAGGAUGCAUUGUGGGAAUAUAUUGUGACUGUGUGUCCUAUUUGUCUGCUUGUCUGUCCCUUGUCACAGUCUCCCAUUUGGUCCCCUAGGGGAGUUUCCACCAGGUGGGAGACCUGCAUAAAAGCCGGGCAGGUAGCCCUCAUUAAACAGUCCACUGCUUGACCCUCAACACGGAGCCUUGUCUCGUUCUUGGGGGGAUUCACUGUAUGCUGUUAGAGACUGAUUGCCAGGAGUGUAAGCUGAUUGUCUGCUUUUCCUGUUCGUCUGCUAGCAGCUAUUUGGGAGGUUCCAGUUCGGGAGUUGGAGUGCUAUUUUGUAUCCAGUUAGGGAGUUUGGUGUUCUGCAGUAGCUGUGCCUGUAUCUCUGGAAAGGGGGCCGAUCGCCUAAACGGUUUUUACCCCUUAUGUGCAAAACGGUCCGUUACACUGAUAUAACAAUUUUAUGAUGGGCUAUCGACCGAUGUACAAGAAUGGGUAAGGGACCGUAACCCUACAUCACACAGAGGCUGCUGGAUGCUCGCAGGCAACAUAAACCAGAAGUCCCAAAGACAACAUUAAAAACCUUUUGGGGGGGUUCAAACUACCCCACAGUUCCACCAUGACAACUACCACCACCAUGAUUCUGCCAGCCUAGCUCUGUGCAAUGUCACCACUGCCAGAAAUGGGGCACUGUAAACGAGAAUGCCCACAACUCCGGGACCGAUCCACCUGGAUCCGUCCAGGACCACCACCACCGGGAGCAGCCGCACACCACUACCAGGAGGAGACACCCGCCGCCUAUGGCUCCGCAGUCCCCGUCACUACAAUAGAACAGUGGGAGGUACUUCGUGAAGCCAACCCGCUACAAGCCAAUGCAGAUAAUCGCAAACACCACAGGCAAACUACAUAUCUGGAAGGAAAAGCAGUGCAGGGGCUUCGAGACUCAGGAGCCACCAUAACCCUGGUAAAAAGCCACUUGGUCUCUGACAAGGCCAAGGCAGUCAGGGUUGCUGGGGGAGCCGUCUACCUGCUGAAUACCGCAAACGUACAUUUGCAUUGGGGAGCGGGGUCGGGAAAUGUAGAGGUGCGGUUGAUGCCACAAUUACCCACAGAGGUGGUACUGGGAAACUAUUUCCUAUCGGCUUUUGAGCCCCAAACCACAACCACGGAGGAAGCACAUCCAGUGGUCACCAGGCAACAGGCCCGCACCCAGGACUACAACACACUGCCGGAGGUUCAGGUAAGAGAGCCUUCCCCUUCCCUAGAUUGUGUACCCUGGGCCCCUCCUAACGAAUUUGCGGCAGAGGUGAUCACUGACCCUACCAAAAAGGUAUAUAGAGACAAAGUCACCUCUGACCAACCUGGGGCGGAGGGGGAAAGAUUUGUAUGGGAGGGACGGCUGUUCUAUCGGGAGUCAGAUAAGCAGGUAGCUGGGUCAGACCCGAUUUUGUUUUAAGGCAGUUAGUCGUACCACAGAGGUACCGAGCCGAAUUGCUCCGUAUAGCUCACAAUAUUCCGCUAUCCGGGCAUUUGGGGAUCAGUCAUACCCGAUACCGACUGACCCAAAGUUUCUUUUGGCCAGGAGUUAGCCAGGAGGUACAUAAGUAUUGUACCUGCGAUACAUGCCAGAGGGUAGGGAAGCGGGGAGACAGGCGGAAGGCAAAGUUGCAUCUGCUACUAACAGAGGAACCAUUUCACAGAAUAGCGGUAGAUAUCAUAGGCCCCCUUCAGAAACCUAGCCCUUCGGGCAAGAAAUAUAUUUUAACUGUUGUGGAUUACACCACCCGAUAUCCAGAGGCGGUGGCCCUGACCAAUAUACACUCCGAGGCCCUGAUGAAGAUUUUCUCCCGGAUGGGGUUACCCAGGGAGAUCAUCUCGGAUCAGGGUAGUCAAUUUACCACAGAGUUCACUCAGCAACUCUGGAGAUUUUGUGACGUUAAACCGAUCAUCAGUGCCCCAUACCAUCCCCAGACUAAUGGGCUCUGCGAACGGUUCAAUGGUACAUUAAAACGCUCAGAACCUUCGCCAAGACCCACAGGGAUUGGGAGCGAUUCCUGCCUCACCUUCUCUCUGCUUACCGGGAGGUGCCGCAGGAGUCCACCGGGUUUUCCCCACUUGAGCGGUUAUUUGGGAGGAGAGUAAGAGGGCCCCUAGACCUUAUUGGAGAACAUUGGGAGGGAGACCGGAGCGCAGACGGUACCCCCAUUGUACCCAAUGUAUUGGCGCUCCGAGACCGACUGGAGACCUUAACUAAGACAGUAAAGGAAAACCUUCAGGCGGCUCAGACGCGCCAACGCACCUGGUAUGAUUGGGGCGCCAGGGACCAUAGUUUCCAGGUUGGGCAGAAAGUUUUAAUUUUAAAACCUGUCCAACAUGAUAAGCUACAGGCCGCCUGGCAUGGCCCUUAUAAAGUGGUGGAACAGAGAUGUGACACAACUUACAUAAUUGGCCCCUGCACCGGAACUGGAGGGCGACGCAUGCUCCAUGUUUAAACGCCUGGUAAGGAAUUUUUGUAUUACCCUCUUGUACCAUAGAUACUGCUGUGCUUCUCUCUGGUGUUUGUCGCCCUCUUUGCCGCAUUAUAAAUUCCUGGACCUCUGUCAUCGUCUUGGAGAUGAUUUCUAUCGGUGGAUUCUCCCCAUAAAAUGACAGUCUGAAUUGGAGCUGUCUUUGGAACUCUGCCUGCUCCGUUCCAUCUGUUGCAUCCCUCUGUUCGGUGACCGAAUCCUCCUCUGUUCGGUACUCUGCCAUUACUUCCGAAAUGAGUGUUGCUUUUGUUUUGUUGCUGGCUGGAAUACCUCUUGCUUCCAGCAGAUCUUUCAGUGUGGAUCGCUUUAAUGUGGAGUAAUCAAUCUCCAUCAAUCCUUGUUCCUUGUGAGUCUGGAUCCCACCCCCUCCCAGUGAGGCUCAGGAACAAGUAUUAUAAAUCCAUAAGGCAAGGUUUCCAGCAGGCAAAAUAAUCCAGCAAUAUCCCAACCGCAAUCCCAAUGACUGGACGACACACAGCAUCAGGAGCAGAACUAAACUUUUAUUCACACAGUGGCCUUAUAAAGCAUGCUCCCAUGCAAGGGAGGGAUUUACAGUAAUUACUACAGUGCCCAAUUGUAACGGAGCUCCCCGUACUCCGACCGAGUACCCUCAGUUGAUGGACGCCACCUAGCUUGUACCGAGGACCAUAAGCAUCGCAGACUCCACAACCGCCGUAGCUUAACUGGAGCCUCGCCGUCUUCCGUCCACCCUGGAGCGUAACAGGAACAGCUCUUAAAAGAGCUAAGUGAUUAAAAGCUCAAGGGAGUAUGCAGAGCAUAGCAAUCCCCAGUGUGAUAUAGCACGUCCCUUCAAUAACGAGACAAAGCUACGUAUUGAGGGUCAAGAAGAUCUGUAUUACUUGGCACCAAAGGGCCUUCUUUUAUGCAGGUUUUCCCUACAUAGGACCACCCACAGGGUUUUACAGAAUAACCAAUAACAUACGUACAUUACAGAAAACACUCCCAGCAAUUACCCACAAAAAUCCUCCCCUCUGCCUGUGAUCUAAUUAUGGCACAUAAUUAUCACAAGCAGGAAAAAUACAGUUUUUAUACAUACACUGUAACUCUAAAACCAUACAUCCAAUCUUCAUAAAUAUUAUUAAUCAGCACACUUUAAAUAUAAACAUACUCAAAAAUCAGCCAAAUCCAUCCAGGGGUUAAAAAGUUAGCUGGAGGUCCCUUUAUGACCGACCUCAAGCACAUUUUCCUGCCCAAAACAGUUCCAUAGAUUUGGGCUGUGCGGUCGGUCUAUUUUGAGCUGAAAAAACGACUAAGUCCCAUCUCCAAAUGGGGCUUAGUCUCUGCGGCUGUAAAAUCAUUGUGGGAGAAGGUAAGGCUUAGCGGUGUUCGCGGAAAUGUGCAGCCGAUUUUAGUUCCAUGAAUUUGGCUACACAUACCGCUGACCUCGUGCGAAUGAACAAAGAUGGCCGCCGCCACGUGUUGGGCAAACGAACAAAGGCCACCCAGCACUGUCAAUUGGGAGGUAAAUUGCCAACACACUCCCAAUAGAGGUGGUCCGCCUGUGUGGUACUUGGUUCAGUAAGCCCCAUUUACUGAACCAAGUGGGAGAAAGCUAGGGACAAGUUAUUUUACAGGUCUGGGGACAUAGUCUUAAAGGGGCAUUGUUCACCAAAGUCACAAUAUGUCCCCAGACGGUUUUUAAAGGGCCAUAUACACACACACACACACACACACACACACACACACAAUAAAAGUCCAUAAGUGUUCAGGGGCACAAUCUCCCAGGGGCCAUCGUCAUGCGGAAGGAGGCUGGCAAUUAGGCUUCUCCACAACCCAGGGAGGCAGGGCCAUUUGUCAUUUAAAGGGCCAGUUACAAAUUGCAGUUUGUAACACCAAUCAUACUCGAGUAACCUCCCACACAUCUCCUCCCCUUAGCCUGACUUCUUAUACAGUACACAAAUUCCCCCAGUUUCUGGAUGUACCCCUAAAUUUAGGGGUACCCUUUUAAAUGUCACAUCCCCUGGUAGCCCUGAUCUGGGUGAGGAACAUAUCCAAAAAUCACUCAGAUUGGAUCAGGGGUUCGGGAAAUCUGUGGAGGUAAUGAAGAAAAGACCGACCGCGCUGGAGAGAACAGCUGAAAUUGGUUCCAUGAUGUAACGGCACCCUCAGCAUCAAAUGUACAAACCGCCAUUUAGUUAAUCCUCCACUCUCACCAUAACGCAAGCUGCGUUCGUACCAACUAAAAUCAAACAGACCGCAAGCAGGGGAAUACUCCAAUCUCCCGAAUGGGACCUGUUCGGGUACUUCACUUCCCAAUCAGUAAACUUACGAAUCGCCGUUAACAGCCAAAACCAUAUCUCCCACGCGGCUAAUAAUUCCAUCCUGCAGUCGCUAUUUGUGUAGUAAAUUCCCCUCCAAUAACGAGACCAAGCUCUGCAUUGAGGGUAAAACAUGAACUGGGUUUACUGUGGGCUACCCGCCCGUAUUUAUGCAGGUCUCCCACUUGGUGGACACUCCCCUAGGGGACCAAAUGGGAGACUGUAAUGGCAGAUGGACAUACAGCAUUACAGGACACACAGGCACAUAAUAUUCCCAGCAUGCAUCAUGGUUUCCUCCCCUCUGCCCUGGAGAAAAUUGAGAAGUAAUUCAAUUAUCUCUCAGGACAGAGGCAAAUCGCCAUUUUAGAUACAACCCAAAAAACACGUAAAAAUACAUAACUUUACAAUUGCCGAACAUUUCUCAUUCGUGUAACACAUCCCCAAAUAGCCUGGAUCUGAGUGCAUAUUAUUGGCGAAUAACGCUCAGAUCCCAUACGCAUAGUUCAAUCGCCAUGGAGUCAAAGUCUAUUACAGUUCUUCGGUAUGCGAUUGACUCCAUCUGGGUUAAGUCCAUUCGUGAGUUUCAAACUCCCAACGGCCGGUGUUCGUAUACUUUUGUCGAUUGAGAAGGGAGGUCUGUGGCUUCAGCCGUGUUCAGCAGAAAAAGUGUCCGUUGUCAGUUCCAUAGAAUCUGUGCCGAACACCGCUGGUCUUUCGCUUUGUUUAAAAUGGCCACCACCUCGUGGUCGACAUACGAACGACUACCACCCUGCAUUCGGUUUUAAUUGAGAGGUGUCUGCAGUUAACCACAACGUUCUAAUUGGGAUCAAGAGGUUAACCACCAGUACGCUUCUCUUCUGGGUGGCCGUCCGUUCGGUAGUUUUGUUCGGCAGAAAAGUCAAUUAAACGAACAGGGGCAUACGAACAGGUAAUUCCACGAAAAGGCAAAACAGACGAACCAGCAGUCCCAGUCUAUACAGAUGGAUCUGUCACACAUGAGAUGGGGGGCCCUGCGGUCGGUCACAGUGUAAGGGAACAAACUGCACGAAAUGCUAGUGUUACAGUGAUCAGGGAGGGUUCGCAUGAAUCCCCUCGUUCGGUUGUUUCUUUCUACCGAACGGGGGGCUGUUCAGUAGUUUGGAAGCGAAUACAAGGUUGGUGUGGAGGUCUCAGCGGUGUUCGCCUAGCCAAGUGUCCGAUUUGGGUUCCAGACACUCGACUGCAAAACACCGCUGUUCAGGAGUUUUAAAAUUGUUGCAACCGGUAAUUGGAGGCACACUUCACACUGGGGAGGUCUGACUGUUCGGUAGUUUAUCUCAUUUCUAGAGUGAUUCUACUGAACAAUCAGACGAAUACUGCAUACAUUUUCACAUAUAUCGUUACAAUUCAACCGAAGACAUUAAAAUACAUGUAAUUUCCAGGACAGCCCAGUGCCAUCCGCUACAUACACUGAAAAGGGCUCUGUUUGUGUGAUUUGGGACCGAACAACCGUACGCACCAGAGACCACCCGGGAGCUUGUUAAGACCAAUUGACACUUUGUAGCAAGUUCCACCGCAGUGCUCUAAUUGUAUGGCUGGGUGGCUGCAUUUCGUAUGAACGACCACAAUGUGGCGGCCCUCUUGUUCCCGCGAACGCAGGCAGCAGUGUCUGGGCAUCAAUCUCCUGGAACUAAAAUCGGACACGUAAACUCCCAAACACCACUGGACUGCCAUCAUCGCCUGCCUUCAGUUCUAUACAACUUAGAAGGGCACUGUUUGGUGGAAACGUUGCCACGAACAAGGUGAACAAGCUCCAGAGUACAACUAUAGAUUCCGUUUGAUAGUUUGUUCGUUUUUAAACUACCGAACUUGACCGACCGUUAGCACUGAUUUCAUGAAACUGUUUUGGGCAUAGGACCAUGUGCAUGGUCGGUCAAAAUGAUGACUUCCAGGGAAAUCCCGAACACCUGAAUCGAUCUGGGUGAUUUUUGUAUAUGUUGGUCACCCGGAUCGAGGUUAUCAACUAAUGUGACUUUCGUGGGGUUUUCAUUUGUUUUGGGGGGGUUUUGUUAUAUUGCCUGUUUCUGUACUGAGAGAUAAGUAAAUUAUAUGUUUGUGUGCUCAGGUAAUUAUCUCUCAGGCACAGUGGAGGAGUAUGUUAGAUGUUUGCUUGUAACUAGUCUCCUCUCAGGUCCAGGGGAGUGAUUAUCCUGUGUUAUGGGUGUGUUUGACUGUGUCUAAAUUGUAUAAAAGCAGGCCAUCUGGCCAGAUUAAAGCAUUCCAGCUUGUGCUCCCAGAACUGUCGUCUGGUUACUGGAAGAAGAAAGGGCUAAUCACUAUUCCAGUGUGGAGGAUUCAACAGGGAAAGUCCUUGUAAGGACUAGAGCUUCCAGGACUGAGUGUCGUCCAGUGCCUGGGGGUGGAUAGAUCGUGUUCCCCAUUUGGCUCCAGGAGGGAGCGGUCCCAGGACCCCAGUCAAUCCACAGCAACUGUGGGCAGAAGUGCUGUGGUUUGUCCCCUGUUCCAGCUAGGAAGCGGUCCUUGGCGGAGGUACCCAGAGAAUCAGUGGUAGCGGUCAGUCAUUUUCGGGAGUUCCAAAACCGAACAAAAAGACAAACGGUUCCCAUGGCUCAUAGGUCGCGAUUGUUCGUGUGAACAAUCCUACCAGAAAGCGCUCUCCUGGCUUGUUGUGGGAAGAGGCAGGCUGGAGUCUUAUUCCAUGAAUUGAUCCAUCCAGGCUUUACCUGUGGAGUCUUAUGCCAUGAAUUGAUCCAUCCGGGAUUUACCUGUGGAGUCUUAUGCCAUGAAUUGAUCCAUCCGGGAUUCACCUGUGGAGUUUACUGCAAUGAAUUGAUCCAUCCGGGAUUCACCUGUGGAGUUUACUGCAAUGAAUUGAUCCAUCCGGGAUUUACCUGUGGAGUCUUAUUCCAUGAACUGAUCCGCUCGGGAUUUACCUGUGGAGUCUUAUUUCAUGAAUCAAUUUAGUUUUGUUGUCGAUUUUAAAAGGAAUUUAAUUUUAAAAAUGUCAAACUUUUUUUUUUUUGCCAAAUCUAUGGAGUACUGCCCCCUUUUGGCCGAUGCUAAAUGUGAUCUAUCAACAUGGAAUCUCCCCCAUUUCUGGUUAGAUAGUAUUCAAACCCUUAAAAUACCUUCCAUGCUUUGUAAAAGAAUGCUGUGUAUUGGCAAAUCAGAAAAUAGACAAACUGCAUUCGUCACAGUCCUGGUGUAUAUGGGCAGGGAUGAAGCCUUGUCUGAAACUCCAUUAAACUAACCUCACUCCACUAUAUACCCUACCAUAAGUGUAUACCCUACCACUUCCAUUCCCAUUCUAUUUCUCCACGGCUAUCCAUCUGACCCAACCCCAUGUCACUACCAAACUCCAUACAUCACCAAUUCUUCCUGUUUGGCCUAGAAAGAUCUUUGUAAAGAAUGAACCCCCUGACUGCUGAGAUUUUGCAUCUAGGAAUAUCAACCCUUUUCAUUAAUGCCUCCAUAUUGUAUAAGGAGUAACCCACCUAUCCAUAGACCUUUAACACAACUUGGAACCCUCUGCUCGAUGCAGGUAGACCUCCACUUGAUCUUCAUAAUAUACCACCUUUCCUAAACCUUCUCUAUUCCACCUAUAUUACCCUGUGUAGGGGAAUUUGGUAUUCUCACUCCUGCUGAAUGACUGAAAAUAUCCAUCGUUCCCCACAAAGUCUCCUGUAGCAGCCGUUAUUAAGAAACCAAUGCUAAAUUCCUUGCCAGGUGGUAUAUGUCCACAUGCCUUUGACAUAUAUGUUCCUGACACCUGUUAGUAUUGUGGGCAGGCCACCAGUUCAGUCCUCCAUUUGUGGUGGUCCUGCCUCAGGUUAGGGGUUUCUGGACUACGUGGUUUGAAAAAUAAGUUUUGUUAACCUCAUAAUUUUUUUUAUUUUUUUUUUAUGUAUACAGACCCAAGUGCUGCUGCUCCAUAUCAAUCUAUCCAUCCAAGACAUGUUCCACACAACUCCAUGCUGCUUAGCCUCUCAUUCUGCUAUAUUGGAGGAGUUGAACCUCCAUCUAAAAUAAAGGAAAAUAGACUCUGGUAGGAAUUAACAGCCACCUAGCUCAAAACCUACCACCUUUACUAAACCAUCUGGGAACCAUAGCUUAAAUAAUUUCAUCACACAUAUUGUGUCCGUGGCACCUUAUCCACGAACAUUCAUGACACGUAAACCAUCUUACUGCGCCCGUAGCACCCUAUCCACAAACACAUAAACCAUCUUACUGUGCCUGUAGCACCCUAUCCACAAACACAUAAACCAUCUUACUGUGUCCGUGGCACCUUAUCCACAAACAUUCAUGAGACGUAAACCAUCUUACUGUGCCCGUGGCACCCUAUCCACGAACAUUCAUCACACAUGAAACAUCUUACUGUGUCCGUGGCACCUUAUCCACGAACAUUCAUGACAUGUAAACUAUCUUACUGUGCCCGUGGCACCCUAUCCACAAAAUUCAUCACACAUAAACUAUCUUACUGCGUUCGUGGCAUCCUAUCCACGAAUAUUCAUCAAACACAAACCAACUUACUGUGCCCAUGGCACCCUAUCCACGAACAUUCAUCAAACACAAACCAACUUACUGUGCCCAUAGCACCCUAUCCACGAACUUAUCACAUGUAAACCAUCUUAUUGCAUCCGUAGCACUCUAUCCACAAACAUUCAUCACACAUAAACCAUCUUACUGCACCAGUGGCACCCUAUCCACAAAUAGUUACACAUUCCAACAGUCAGACUUUCCUGGUAGCUGAGGGAUCAGUUCCUGGUAGCUGAGGGAUCAGUUCCAGGUAGCUUAUGGAUCUAUCUUGUUGAGUCUCACGUGUUAAACCGUAUUGUUUGUUACUAGUUUUGUCCUAUUCUGUCUAUACCGCAUCGUAUAUUUCUCAAUAGAAUUUACCCUAUAUCUAUAUAUUCAUCUGUUCUAUUAAGCCUCUGCUUUACACUACUGUAUCUACUACCUUGUAUGCUGGAAAAUCUGAAAAAUACAAAAUUAGAAGUGCCAUAGCCUGUCUUGUUGAACGGAGCCUAAUCAAUGUAGCACCCGGGAACCUAUCAUCCUCAGGCAUUUAAGAUGGGUAGUGCUCCCAUUUGACCUUGCAUGCCAGCCUGCAUAAAGUCCAGGUGACUCCGCUAUUACAAUCCUCCCACACAAAGCCCCCACUUCUUAUUGCAUGUGAUGGAGGUCUUCCUUCCAGGUUUGUCUGAAUCAGUAAAGGCCUUUGGUGUUGCCCUUUAGUGUUGCAAGUGAAGCAUUUCCCAUUGAACCCAUGACCAGAUAUUCACUUUGAGGACUUGGGCUGACCGCAUCUCUUUUUUUCUCCCAAGGAUUUCACAGAGUAAUUAUAACUGAGAUGGGAGUUGCAGUGUCCUGCCAAAUGACUGCUAGUAAUCAGACACUCUGCUUAAUUAGCCGCCAUCUUUUGUGGCCCAUCACAAUAUUGGGCUUAAUACGUCCUACGUAAGCUUCUACAGGAUCAAAAUGCCAAUAACCAUCAGCACUCUGACACGUGUAUUCUCUUGGUCUCGACUGGACAGAACCCCCCCCCCCCCACGUUUUUGGAUGGUUACUUUAAAGGGACACUAUAUUUACCAGAAUAACUACAGCUUAAUGCAUUUGUUUUGGUGAGUAUAAUCAUUGCCUUCAGGCAUUUUUAGAGAAAAGGCAGUGUUUACAUUGCCCCUAGGGACACCACCAAGUGGCCACUCCUCAGAUGGCCACUGGAGGUGCUUCCUGGGUCAGUGCUGCACAGUAGGCACCACUGCCGUUCAGCUUUCCCACGCUCUGAAUGGAGACGCUGAAUUUUCCUCAUAAAGAUGCAUUGCUUCAAUGCAUUUCUAUGAGGAGGUGCUUAUUGGCCAAAACAGUGUUUGGCCCCGCCCCUUGCCAAUUUGCCAUGGGAAAGCAUUGGAUUGGCUAAAAAUCUGACAUUCUGAUGAUGUGACCAAGGGACAGGGCCAGUGCCUGCUGAUCUGCAUGGCACUGGAAAUAAGGUAUGUAUUUCAUGCUUUUAAAGGGGGUAAUGGUGAGUUUUGCACUAUAGGGUCAGGAAUACAUAUUUGUGUUCCUGAUCCUAUAGUUAGUGUUUCUUUAUCUGCUGGUUACUUUUAAUAUCACCCUUGUAGGGCAGAGCUAUUGGUUUUAUAUGAAGGAUAUUGUAGAUUUCAGACUACUUAGCUGAAGAAGGGUGGAUUUGAAGGAAGUGCAGUAGGGGUAGGAUAGUAAGUUGACAUAAUGAGAAUGGAAUAGAAAAGACUGGGAUUAUGGGAAGAAAAUUACUUGUUGGACCAGGGCAGCGAGGUGCGGUGCAAGUUCAGUAGGUGUGGUAUUGGAGUGAGGGUGGACGGUGUGGUGCAGGAAAUCGAGAAGGGUGUCAGUUCCCCAACCAUAUUGUUGCAUAUCUUUCUGAUCUUUCUUUCUGACUUUUCCAUUUUGCCGUUCAAUCCAGCCCUUCCUCCGGAUCUCCAGUAUCUCCCGGAGGACAAGCAGAGAGAGUCUGACCCAGAUAUCAGGAAGAUGCUGAUUGAGAGCAUACAAUUGGUGAGUGUCUAUAACGCUUGCUGUGCCUGGUUCCUCCUCUUCAUUAUUUUCACCGUACGAUUAAUUUUCCACCACCUGCGUUCCUUUCUCUUUAUCAAACUCCACUUGGCACACCACGUCAGCUGAUCCACAAGAUUUUUGCGUGGAGUCAUAUUAUAUAUUUAUGAUUUGAUGCAUAACUUUCAUUUUUCCCACUCCAUCCGCCCUCACUCCAACACCUCACUUACUGCACUUACACCGCACCGUCCACCCUCACUCCUACUGCCUUUCUGUUUCGGUACCUUUUCUUCUCAAUACUUAUGUUUCUCACAUUGUUUCUUUCUUUAUCCUGCCUUGCUCCUUUCACCUCUUCUUGAAUCACCCUUUAUACAUUUCCACCCUUUUCCUCUUCCUCUUCCCUCUACCUAAUCAUUCUUUAUUUUCCUCUUUCUCACUUACCUUUUCUCACUCCACCCUUCUGUUGCUACCUUGUUUUCUCCCCUUCCUCCACAUUCCAACCUCCUUAUGUUUUUACCUUCACAUUAAUUGUGCCUUCCUCUAAUCUGCCCCACCACAUUCCUUCCUUUUCUCCCUUCCCCUGGUGGUGGUUUGAUUAGUUCCUUUUUGCUGCCGCCCUUUAGCUCUGUGCCACCCCUGAGGGACGCCGCAUUGUGAAGCAGAGAGGAAGUUACCUGAUAAUGAGAUCGCUGCACUCCUGGGAGACUGAGACAGAUGUAAGAAUUGCCUGUGAGAAGCUAGUACAGGUGGGUAGAACGUGUUCAUCCAUGCAUGGAAAUAAAGGAAUAAACAUAUUGAUAUGGUGUUGUUAUGAGUUCUUCUAGCUCUGUUACACACUUCACACAAAACACAUAAUCGGAAUCAUUUACUCUGUGCUGUUAAUCUGUUGUGAGGAAUAUAUAUAUAAUUUUUUUUAAUUUUUUUUUUUUUUUUUUUUAGCAUUUAGUGCAUUUGCUACCUUUUACACAAUCCUUUCCUCUGGUCCUGACACCACAUGUCUGUCUGUCUCUCUGGGGGAGAUAAUUGACACAGCUGUUUGUUUUAUCAGGUCCUGAUAAGUGAUGAACCUGCUCCGGGCUUAGAAAAUCUCUUAGAAGUCAAUAUUCCAGCUGAGGUAGAGGAGAAGCUGAAGCUCCUGGAUGAGGAAGACGAGAAAGCACAGCAGCACACAGAAGGGACUUCCAAAGAAAAUAAAGUGACCAUUUAAAUCACCAUC